AGCGCCGGCCCCCGGGUGUGGCCUGAGGGAGCGGGAGGGCCCCGGGGGGCGGGCGGACGGCGGUACCGAGAAGCGACCCGCAGGAUGCCGGGGCUGGUGGUGUUCGGGAGGCGCUGGGCCAUCGGCAGCGACGACUUCGUCCUCCCGGGGGCCUUCGAGCUCUUCGUCAGGCUGGUGUGGUGGAUUGGAAUUCUUGCUCUCUACACAGUCCAUAAGGGGCAUUUUAAUUGUCCUGGGGGAGGAUUACUGCGCAGCUACCUGCUCGUCCUCCUCGUUCUCCUGGCUUCUAUAAUAUGUGCAUUGUCUGCUCUUGUAUAUGUCAGUAUGCAAGGAACAAUUUCUAAUCCUGGCCCAAGAAAAUCACUUCCCAAGCUACUUUAUACACGUCUGCUUCUCUAUUUGCCUGAGUUCAUCUGGGCUAUUGUAGGAGCUGUAUGGGUGUCAGACAGCAGUGUGCACUGUGAGAAGGCUGUGAUAAAUGCCAUCAUUGGGACAAUUAUUGCAAGCUGGAUUAUCAUCAUCUUCACCAUCAUUGGCGUUGUAAUCGUCUUUGAUCCACUUGGGGGGAAAAAAACGUUUUACCUGAGUGAUAGUGUAACUCGGAACCUGGAAAGCAGUCAGUCAGGACAGUUGCUGUACAACGUGAAGAACAGUGCCACCAAAGUCUGGGAGAAAAGGAUCAGGUUACUGUGUUGCUGCAUCGUGCAGGAUGACGACCAUCGGGUGGCGUUUACAAGCAUAGCAGAGCUUUUCCGCAACUACUUUUCGGACACUGAUCUGGUGCCAAGUGACAUAGCAGCUGGUUUGACUCUGCUCCAUCAAGAGCAAGAUAAAAUGGAAAGUUGCCCAAAAGAUCCUGAAGAAGUCCUCUGCCAUUCUCCAUCCUCUCUUGUGGCAGAUGAUUUGGAUACUGAGCUGGAGAAUGCUGCUCACUAUAUGCUGUUUGCUGCAGCUGCUUAUGGUUGGCCCUACUACAUAUACACCAACCCAUUUACUGCACUCUGUAAGCUGAGUGGUGACUGUUGUGGAAAUAGACCAACAGAUUCUGACAUAACUGGCAGUGAUCGUCAUAACUUUCACUUUGGAUCCAUCCUACAGAUAACAGGACUGCAGUACAGAGACUUCAUUCAUAUCAGUUUCCAUAACAAGAUCUAUGAGAUUCCAUUUUUUGUUGCACUGGAUCACAAAAAAGAAGCUAUUGUGGUUGCAGUGAGAGGAACCCUGUCUUUUGAGGACAUUCUCACUGAUCUGUCAGCAGACUGUGAAGACUUGACACUGGAGGAUGUUCUAGAGAAUGGCUUUGUGCAUAAGGGAAUAACUCAAGCUGCAAAUUACAUCUAUCGAAAGCUCAUAAAUGAAGGAAUUCUAAACAAGGCAUUCACAAUUGCUUCAGAAUAUAAACUUGUGAUAGUUGGUCACAGUUUGGGUGCUGGAACAGCUGCUAUAUUGGCAGUCAUGCUCAGAAAUUCCUUCCCAACAUUAAGAUGUUAUGCCUUUUCUCCUCCAGGAGGACUUUUAAGCAAGUCACUUGCAGAUUACACCAAGCACUUCAUUAUUUCAGUCAUUGUUGGAAAGGACCUUGUUGCAAGGCUGAGUAUGCCCAACAUGGAGGAUUUAAAGAGGAGAAUAGUGAGAAUUGUGGCAAAUUGCAACAGACCCAAGUACCAGAUUUUGCUGCGUGGUUGUUGGUACGAAGUAUUUGGAGGAGAUCCAGAUGACUUCCCAACUGAGCUGGAUGGAAGAAACCAAGAUGCCCUCAACCAGCCACUUCUGGCUGAGGAGAGUCUGAUGGUUCAUCGGUCACCUUCAUACAACGCCCUUGAGGAUGAAUCACACCCACAUUCACCACCUCAGUAUCCUCAUCUCUAUCUUCCUGGGAAGAUUAUCCAUAUUGUAGAAGAAUCCAGCUCUAAGAGGUUGUGGUCUUCAGAUACUAAAUACACAGCAAGAUGGUCAAACGAAACAGUCUUCAGCAGCAUUUUAAUAAGUCCCAAGAUGGUAACAGACCACAUGCCAGAUGUUGUGCUCAAAGCUCUGAACAGUUUAUCUCAGGAACAGGGAUCGUGUAUUUCAUGUCAAACACAAGAGUGUAACACCACCAAUGUUGUGCAACCAUAGCUGGAAGAAGAGGUGGGGGUUACUGCAGGUUUCAAGCAUUCAGAAGCAUUCCACUUACAUACCUGAGUGGAUUUCAGUACUUUUCUCCCAUUGCAUAAAAUAAACAAGGGUCUUAAAGCCCUUGCCUCGAGUAACAGUAUGCUGGGUAAAGUACAGAUUCUGCGUUUGUGCUGAAGGCUGAGCUUUUACAAAAUGGAGCAAGUUCUGGCCAGUCCCGCCUGGUGCAUGAGCUGAGGCGGCAGCCGAGUACUUGACCGAAGCGCCUGCGUGAGUGAGGACAGCUCGGGCUGCAGAGCCCUGUCAGACCUUACAAAAAAAAGUAAGAAAUCCAGUUUUGAAAUCCUGUUCUGCUUCAAAGUCCCUUCACGCUGGUGUCUUUGCGGAGCCCGGAGGGCGCUGUGUGCGGAGCAGCCGCAGGAGCAGCGCGGCAGAGCCAGGGCUGGAGGAGGGUGAGUGGGCAGGGCUGGGGGGGGGGGGGGUGCGGCAGCCUCCGGGCGGGCACCGGGCAGGGCUGAGCCAUUGCACUGUUCUCUUACAGAUUGGGGCAGUAUCCCGGGGCCGGGGUGUGUUGUGGUUAAAUGCUGCUUGGAUAUAGAUGUGCAAUAUUCUUUUACCUACCUGGUUUGUUUUUGUUGAGCCACAUGACUACUUCUAUUGAUUUUAAACUGAAUUAAUACUGUAAUGACUUAAAAGGAAAAGAAAUCAUUGUUCAUGCUCUGGCAUCAUCUUUGACACAGCUCUGGCACUACUACCAAGUGCACCAAUCCUGCCAAAAAAGAAAAAAGGAAAAAAAAAAAAAAAAAACAAGGAAAAAAAGAAAAGAAAAAAAAAAAAAAGUUGUACUGAUUUUUAAGAAGUGGGUUCCUUGUUUCUAGUGUGCAACUAUUUUAACUUUCUGGGUGUUUUUUUUUUCCUCAGGGUCUGCAGCAUUUCUUUUAAAGAAAAAAUUUAUGCAAAUAAGUAAAAGUAGUAUAUGGUUGAAAAAGACCUGUGUGGCUGUUCCUGCUGUGAUGUGGAGACCAAAUAAAAUGCACUCAAGAA
Molecule: messenger RNA, 3159 nt
Organism: Calypte anna (Anna's hummingbird)
Lineage: Eukaryota; Metazoa; Chordata; Aves; Apodiformes; Trochilidae
Gene: DAGLB
Product: diacylglycerol lipase beta
Exons: 15
Coding region: 85-2118 (677 amino acids)
Biological process (GO): lipid metabolic process
Source: RefSeq, a predicted model, not a curated record